AUGGUUUCCGUACGAGGAAGCGUGAUCGCUUGGACCCACACUGUGUGUGCAGCAUCCGCUUUUAUUGCAGCAUUCGUCGUUGGAUACACGUUACAUUUCCAUAAGAUUGUUACGAAUGCCUGGUAUUCUUAUCCAGAAGAAUGGUUUCCCAGUGUUAGCGCUACAAUUGGGGAUCGAUACCCAGAAAGGUCCAUUUUCCAGAUUUUGAUUGCACUCACUGCUCUACCAAGGUUCUUGCUAUUGUUCACACACUACUAUGUGAAUCGUUCCGUGAUUACGCUCUUGGUUGGUAUUGUAAGGACUGUUACAUGUGGUGGUUGGGUCUACAUUACGAGUACUGAUGAUCAUGACAUUCAUGAUGUAUUUAUGAUUUCGUACAUUAUUCUAACCCUUCCAUGGGACAUCCUUGUGAUUCGGAACUCUGAGCACAAGAAAUGGAAGAAAAUCGUCAUGGGAACAUUUUUUGGUACGCUAGUUCCAUUGGUUUAUUGGUUCAUCCAACAUCAAAUCCACAGAAGAGCUGGUGCGUACUCAAUUUAUGCGUACUUUGAGUGGUCAUUGAUUAUUUUGGACAUCACCUUUGAUGGGCUAGCAGCACAUGAUUUUGAGCAAAUCAAGAUCGAGGUGUCUCAUUACGAUAAUGAGGAUGAUAAGGCAAGAAAUACAACAGAAAAUGAAUUUGAUAUCACAUUUACUGGUGAUUUAUCAGAGAAAAGUGAGGUCGGAAAGAAAAACAAUGAAGAUUCGAUCGCGGAUAUUUCAUUUGAUGACCAGGAAGGUGUUGUUCAACAAGAUCGUUCUCUAUUGUUGAAUUCAAAUGACGACGAAAUCACCAUUUUACUGAGGGAGACGGAACGUGUCAUGUACCCAGAAGACCUACCUUCCCCUCCAGAACAAGAUUCCUUCAUGUACAUCAUCGUUAACAUCUUCAACUCUUUUAUGUUCUGGACAACUCUAACUUCGUUGUUUUGUAUGAUAUGGCAUUUCCCACUAUGGUACAUGGGUAUUUCAGGAUAUGAAACUGUGGUCAUUGCUACAUUGUCCCCAAUUUUGUUGUAUAUACCACUAGCCAAUGUGAUUAUUGACCAAUACGGAACGCUUCUGGCAAAUGUUCUUUCCAUUGGAGCAUAUUUCAUUGAAUCUCCAGAAGAUAGAUUAAUCACAGUUGCCGUUGCUACCGCUUUAAGCGUUAUGACAUUUGCAUUGAACUUGAACUCAUUAAAUUCUUCUACUGUGACAACAUUCUCAGUAACAUGGGCUUUAGGUCUAGUGCUUUCUACCGUUGUAAAGAUGGGCUUCUUCACAAAUAACCCAUUAUGGGCUAUUAUGGAUGAAACAAACGGUGGAUUGAAUUUCCCAGGUUUAAUUGUCUCUGUACUCUUUGCUUUGAUUACACCAUUCACGAACUCUUGCCAUUUGUGGAACAAACCUAAAGUGCAAACAAGAUUACCUUAUUACCAACGUAUUUUGGCAUCAAUGGGUUUUGGAUCCCUUGUUUUUGCCAUUCAUCAGUCUUUGACUGAUGCUUCGACACUAAUAUAUUGGUGCUGGGAGGGCUGGUCAUCGCAUAAGGGACCAAUGGCUUGGCCUUGGGCAGCACUGGUAUGUAUUGUCAUGUGUUUCGCCAUUGUCACAAUUAACCAAUCUAAACGCAUAAUGUUUAUAACUUUGGCACUUUCUACUUUGCUUGUAUCACUCCCACAAGUUAAGGAAUGGUAUAAAUUUAUCUUUGGCGUUCUACCAUAUACUGUAUCCAUCAUUUGGACCAUUCCGUCAUAUUUCCAAAUGAUGAACUACUUGCAAUCCCCAGGGCUUUUGACAUUUUCGUUCUCCAUCUAUGUUAUUUUAGUGCUUGCACAUGUCUGGACUGUGGCUUACGCGUUUGUUCCAUACGGCUGGUUACUAAGAGAGAGGGAACCGGAGGUGUUAUUCUUUUCAACUAUUUUAAUCUUGGCGGGAUUAAUCAAAUUUGACAACUUAACUCUAUUUUCUUCUGUAACCUCCUCAUUCUUGAAGAAAGUAAAGACGAUAGUAGUUUUAAUCAUGAUAUUAACAGCUACUUUCACAUAUCAGAUUAGACCAACUAUAGUACCAGAACCUUACCACCCAGAGGCUAAUCUCAUCACUUCUGGUAUAUGGACAAUUCAUUUCGGUUUCGACAAUGACUUGUGGGCCAGCGAAGACAGAAUGAUUAAUUUGAUCAAAGAUAUGGAAUUAGAUGUCGUUGGUUUAUUGGAAACAGAUACACAGCGUAUUACCACAGGUAAUCGUGAUUUGACCGCGAAGUUGGCUCAUGAUCUAGGAAUGUAUGCAGAUUUCGGUCCAGGUCCAAACAAACAUACUUGGGGUUGUAUGCUUCUCUCGAAGUUCCCUAUCAUCAAAAGUGAGCAUCACUUGCUGCCAUCACCAGUAGGUGAAUUGGCCCCCGCUAUUCACGCUACUAUUGAGGCAUACGGUGAGCUUGUUGAUGUGUUUGUUUUCCAUAGUGGACAAGAAGAAGAUGAAGAAGACAGAAGGUUACAGAGUGAGGAAAUGGCUAGACUAAUGGGCUCAACAGAUCGUCCAAGCAUCUUGUUGAGUUACUUAGUCACCGACCCACAUGAAGGGAAUUAUAAUACUUACGUUAGUGAAAAAAGUCAAAUGUAUGAUAUAGACCCUACUGAUGAAGAUAGAUGGUGCGAGUACAUAUUAUACAAGAAGCUAAAGAGAACAGGGUACGCAAGAGUGUCUCGUGCUACCAUAACGGAUACCGAACUUCAAGUAGCAAAAUUCCAAGUGCUUCAUGAUGUCGAUCAAAUCAGUGAUGAUGAUCUAUACGAGUAUAGGACAAUUUCUUCAGAUGAAGUGCCUGAGAGCUUUAAAUUCCCAGACAAGUUUUUGGGUGAAGGUGAAAGAGGCCAUUAUUAUCAUGUAUUUGAUGAACCACGUUAUUUCGAUUGA
Molecule: messenger RNA, 2940 nt
Organism: Kluyveromyces marxianus DMKU3-1042
Lineage: Eukaryota; Fungi; Ascomycota; Saccharomycetes; Saccharomycetales; Saccharomycetaceae
Gene: CWH43
Product: Cwh43p
Exons: 1
Coding region: 1-2940 (979 amino acids)
Biological process (GO): GPI anchor biosynthetic process; fungal-type cell wall organization
Cellular component (GO): endoplasmic reticulum
Source: RefSeq, a predicted model, not a curated record